Messenger RNA from Rhipicephalus microplus (southern cattle tick), 2364 nucleotides. Its product is annotated as tetratricopeptide repeat protein 39B. The record is from RefSeq and is a predicted model, not a curated record. Gene Ontology annotation, molecular function: protein binding. NCBI's taxonomy places the organism in Eukaryota, Metazoa, Arthropoda, Arachnida, Ixodida, Ixodidae.
CGGCGCUCGCGGCGUUGGUGACCGCACGCCAGCGCCGUCGACGGCGGUCAGCAGUCGCGCCUAUGCCUUGCGUGCGCGCACAUCACGAUUUCCCCAGUGCCGGACUGUAACGGCAGGCUCAUGUGAUCGACGAUGGCUCGGCAAGCUUGGCUCGCCAGCGGCGACAAGUACGCGACGGCCGCUGCCCCAUUCUUCCGCCAACUCCGGCUGCGCUAGCGGCGUCGUCGGUGACGGCGCGCGGCGACAGCUGGCUCGAGAUCACGCACGCGGGUGUUUUACCCGCGCGAAAGAACACGUCGAGGCGAUUCUUCCGACGUCGAAGACGGCCUGCCAUUCAUCGUCGCGCGCCCACCGUCGCGUAGUUCUCCGCGGCGAAGCGUCGGCGAUGGCAUCCAAGGAAGGCGAGACGUUUCACGACGCCAAGGAUGAUGCCGAACCCGAGGUGUUCGAGGAUGCACUCGAUGUCUCCAGUCCAAGGAUUGAGACGCGGCCUGCGGACACCGUCAACGUGGAGCGAGCUGCGGAAGAGGCGACCCGAGCCCUCGACUUGCUGCUCAGCAACCAGUUCGGCGAAGCGCUUAAGCGCAUGAAGCCCAAGGCCCACGAAAGCAUGUACCAUGCACUGGGGCAGUCCACCAUCAUGUUCAUGCAGGCGGUGCUCACCAUAGACAUGAGUGACAUCAAGAGUGCACAGGAAGCGAUCCGGCAGGGCGUCGACGUGUGCAACCGGAUGCGCCGCAGAACCUCGGCCGUGGCGCGGAUGCUGCUCCGGCCGGACUACAACACUUACACCAUGCAGGAAAUCCACGCGGAGCUGUGCUACGCCGAGUGCCUUCUGGAGAACGCCAUUUUGACGUUCGUCGAAGAUCAGAGCCUGGUGACCUUCAUCAAGGGAGGACUCAAGAUCCGGUCUUGUUACCAGUCUUACAAAGAAUGCAUGCAAAUGCUGGCAACAAGGAACUGGGAGAGUUCAAAGGAAAAGGAACACUUUGAGAGCGGUGUCCACUUGGGCGUUGGUGCAUUUAACCUGCUGAUCUCUCAACUUCCAUCGCGAAUCUUGAAGCUCUUGGAAUUCAUAGGAUUCUCCGGAAACAAGGUGCUGGGGUUGCGAGAACUAGAAGAUGGCUGCAUGAUGCAAGACUACCUCCGUGGGCCUCUGUGCAGUAUUGUGCUUGUGGCGUAUCACACGUUCGUCCUCUAUAUCCUGGGACUUGGCGACGGAGAUCUAGAACUUUCGGAAAGGCUAGUGAAGGGCCUUCUAAGUAAAUAUCCAAAGGGCGUACUCAGUUUGUUUUUCAAUGCACGGAUGCAUCAGGUCAAGGGCCAGAUAGAAAAUGCAAUAAACCAGUAUUAUGAAGCAAUCGAAGCGCAGAAUGAGUGGAUUCCUUUCCAUUAUAUUUGCUACUGGGAACUGCUUUGGUGCCAUUGCUUCAGGUGCGACUGGGACCGAGCCAUCGAGACUGCCGACAUCCUGCGCAAGGGUUGUCGGUGGUCCAAGGCUACCUACGUCUACAUCCAGGCUUCUUGCCUGUAUGCCAAGUACAGAGAGGGAAGUACAGAACUCAUGGAAGAGAUUUCCAACCUCCUCAGGCAAGUUCCAGGGCUCAAGCAGAAAAUUGCUGGUAAAUCCAUCCCCAUCGAAAAGUUUGUGGUAAAGAAGUCUCAGAAGUUCUUCGACAAUGGCCAGCGGCUCACUCUACCUGUCGUGGAAAUCAUGUACAUGUGGAACAGCUUCCCCAUGAUCGGGCGCAACGAGAAGCUCCUGCUCCAGAUCUUGGGACUCAUCGAAAACUGUCUGCCAACGGUUUCCAGGGAGAAAGAGAUGGACGAGAGGUACGUCGACGACUACUGCCUCGCGAUGCUGCUGAAGGGCGUGUGCAUGCGCUACAUGGGCCACCCCUUGCAGUCUGAGGAAUGCUUCCUCGAAGUUUUCAAGUAUCAGGACCAGAUCCUGGAGGACACGUACCUGCUGCCUUUCGCCGCUGCCGAGCUGGGCUUCUUGUCUAUGCAGCAGCAACAGUAUACCAAGGCCAAGGAAUGGCUGGACCAGGCCAGGAACAACUACCAUGACUACCUGCUCGAGUCCCUGGUGCACUUCCGGAUCCACUCGGCGCUCAAGUCGCUCCGCAGUGGAGGCCACUUGUCACCCCGAUCUGACCCGACGACGCCGUCACCCACCAACUCCCCGUUCCCGUCGCCCCUGAACACGCCGACGCAUGGCGUGAUGGUCAACGGCUUCCCCUACCUGAGCACCAGCCCAGGCAUCACAAAGAAAGUGAUGCACCCGCCCAUUCCGAACGCUGGCGAGGAAGGCAUCGUGGGUGCCGACUGAGUCUCCAAUCAUUCCCCGAGACAAAAAAAAAA